This is a messenger RNA of Anastrepha obliqua, 730 nucleotides long. RefSeq names its product protein unc-50 homolog. The record is from RefSeq and is a predicted model, not a curated record. Gene Ontology annotation, cellular component: Golgi membrane. The annotation marks the transcript as partial. NCBI's taxonomy places the organism in Eukaryota, Metazoa, Arthropoda, Insecta, Diptera, Tephritidae. The transcript has 3 exons.
UACGCAGAGACGAAGUCACAAUUUGCCAGAGAUGACCCCGCCUUUUUAGUUUUAUUAGUCGUUUGUCUAUGUGUGACCUCAGUGGUGCUCGCAUGGACAAUGGGACUAAACUUUUUGCAGGGUGUUUCCUUUAUUUUGUACGUAGUAUUUGUGGAUUGCAUAUUUGCUGGCAUCAUUGUUGCUUCGUUCUUAUGGAUGGUGACGAAUCGCUACUUACGUAGUAGUAGUAUGGAGCCAGAUAUUGAAUGGGGCUAUGCCUUUGAUGUUCAUUUAAACGCAUUCUUCCCUCCGUUAAUAAUACUUCAUUUUGUGCAAUUGUUUUUCUACGAAUGGGUUAUAAGUCAACCGUGGUUUUUCGCGCGUUUACUAGGAAACACAUUUUGGCUAUUCGCAUUGGGUUACUAUGUCUAUAUAACAUUUUUGGGCUAUAACUGUAUCCCACAUUUAAAGAACACACGUCUGAUUCUCAUCCCAUUACCCAUAAUCUUUUUAUUCUAUCUGGUGACUGUGAUCAUUGGUUGGAAUGUGACGGUUUCGUUUAUUAAUUUUUAUAAGUAUCGUGUAUACUAAAUGAUUGUAAUAAGUUACAUUUGAAUGAUUAAAAAAUUUGUUUAUUUAUAUAUAAGAAGCUUAUACUGACUACAUAUGUAAUAUAGCGUCAUUAUUAAAUACAAUAAUAGCAAUAGCAACAAGAUAAAUAAAAAUUUGAAUAUAGACCAUUAAUCCAAAA